Molecule: messenger RNA, 1294 nt
Organism: Colossoma macropomum (tambaqui)
Lineage: Eukaryota; Metazoa; Chordata; Actinopteri; Characiformes; Serrasalmidae
Product: DELTA-sagatoxin-Srs1a-like
Exons: 3
Coding region: 90-674 (194 amino acids)
Biological process (GO): monoatomic cation transport; pore complex assembly; cytolysis in another organism
Cellular component (GO): pore complex
Molecular function (GO): channel activity
Source: RefSeq, a predicted model, not a curated record
GGAAAUGGGCAGAAGUUCAUGUAACUCACAUGUACUCUUCAGUAAAGAGACACUGAGAGCUUCAGGCUGCAGGAGAUCACACACCGGUGAUGAAUCCUGCAACAGCUACAGCAAAAGUAGCAUCAGCUGCUGUUGCUGGUGCUGACCAAAUAUCCCUGACCUUAAACACAAGCAGAAAUGUCACCAUUCAAAUCAACAAUAACAGUGAUACAUUCUCCUUAGCAAAUCCAAGGACCCACAACAUCAGUGGCUGCUGUUACCAUCCUCCACAACCUACUAUCAAAACAAAGACACAAGAAACAUGCACAUUUUCCAAAACCUCAUAUGCAGCCCGUGGUUCUGUCGGGGUCCUGACGUACCAAAUCCACAGGAAAAAAUCAAACCCUGUUGGUGAACUGGCGAUCAUGUUCUCUGUGCCUUAUGACUACAGCUUGUUUGAAAACUGGUUUGCUCUUGGCAUUUUUGAAGCAAACAUUCCAUGUAAUUAUGAUCUAUUUAAGCGGAUGUAUUAUGAUGGUGAUGGUUACGAUGAUCUAUUCACCAGAGAGAAAGGUACAGGAGGUGUCAUUACAUAUUCUGGAAAAGGAGUUCUGGUGAAGGGAACAAUGUCUGCUUUUGGCCAAUCGAUUAUUAAGGUUGAAUUGUGGGAUGAGGAUCUUGCUGCCUUGGACUAAAACUGAAGAGGCAAACUGACCCGGGUCAGUACAGUGCAAAAGUCUUAAGCCAUCUAAGCUCUCCUGGAGGAAGUCCAGCAUUAACAGUUACCAUUCAAUACAUAGUUUAUCUAAUCAGUCCUUCAUUAAAUUAAAUCAGGUGAUGAAUUGAACAAAUCUAAGUGAUGAACCAAACCUGUGUUCUUCUAACUGUCUUCGUCUAACCUGCAUAUUCAUAACUCUACUGAAAACAACACAGUCUAUUGUAUUUAUGUUUAUUUAUAUUGAUUUUGAAUAGUAUUAAAAAAGCCAAAUACUUUGUAUUUGUUCUGCUCAGCACGUUUAUAUUUUAAAAGCAAUUUUAAUCUUUAUUAAUACUGUCUUUUUCUCAUCUUUCCUCUGCUUGUUCUGACUCUUUCCUUUAAACAUUGCUUGUUUUUUUUCUUGAGAGACAUUAUUAAAGAGAUAUUAAUAAACUGCUUGCUGUUUUCUUCAUUGUGAGUUAUUGAGUAUCUGUGUACAUGGUGAUAACCAGUGUGAAGACACUGAGGUCCAGAUCUCGAUAGAUUCUAAAGGAAUCAUGAGAUUCAGUGUGGAAACAGUGAUGUUCUGAUAGUGAGACAGCUGCACUACACAGAGUG